Anneissia japonica is the source of this 2787-nucleotide messenger RNA. Its product is annotated as receptor-type tyrosine-protein phosphatase epsilon-like. Gene Ontology annotation, molecular function: protein tyrosine phosphatase activity; protein binding. Lineage: Eukaryota; Metazoa; Echinodermata; Crinoidea; Comatulida; Comatulidae. The record is from RefSeq and is a predicted model, not a curated record. Gene Ontology annotation, biological process: protein dephosphorylation. The transcript has 23 exons. Bases 31 to 2775 code for a protein of 914 amino acids.
GUCAGGGAAGGUGCUGGGGGUGAAGGUCCAAUGGGAAGUGGUAGGCUAACUGCAUCGACAAUUUGUGGAGAACCAUCAGCACCAGUAGUCAACACAGUUUCAAGUAACAAAUUUCCUAAAAUGAUCAACAUUUCCUGGCAGCAGUUGACGGUUGAGGAGUCCAAGUGUUCAGCUGGUGUAGAUCGUUACACCAUAUCUUAUAGACCUGUUAAUACAGACAUGGCCAUGGUCACUAAUGAAACAACAAAAGAUUCUUAUACAAUAAUGGGACUUGAAACAUACACAGAAUACAGCAUCUCUGUAGCAGCAAGUAACAAAGAUUUCCCUGGGAAUGCACGAGUGGUACAAGUGUUCUCACCUGAAGAGAAGCCUCCGCCUCCAGACGUCUCAGCAGAACAUGAGGGUACAUACCUCACAGUUUUCGUAAUGCCUUCUGAAUCAAUUGGCAAUAAUCUGUAUGGGGACAUAAAGGAGUAUGAUGUUAGAUACAGAUUAGCUGAUAGUGAUGAGGAGUGGAUUAAUGUAACAGUUACAAAAGAUCAAGGAAGAAAUGGUUACAAAAUAACAAGUCUAGAAACUGAUGCAAGCUAUGAAGUCAGUGCUAGAGUUAUCAAUGGGGCAGGUAAUGGAAAUUGGAGCGAAUCUUCCAAAGCAGAAGCAAUUGAAAAAUCAGACGAUAGCUCAACUGGACUAAUAAUUGGAGCUGUUUUUGGUAUUCUCGUUCUUAUAUGUUUCAUUGUCUUUCUGGUACUCUUCCUCCUUAGACGUCAACGUCAAAGUCCCAGAAAGCAGAAUGAUGCCCUGGUGUAUCAGCACCAAGAAAGUACAUUUUCAGAAAAUCAUAAGCAAUCUCAAGAAUAUUUAAGCCCAGAAGUUACAAAACCUAAGGAAGAAAUAACGACUCCUGAACUUGAACGCAAAGCUGGCCGCGUAUCUAUUAUACCACAAUUGCCAGAUAAUUUUGAGGAAAUGUAUCAGAACGUAGAAAAUAUACGCCCAAUAAGCAUAAAAGAUCUUCCAGACUUCGUUGCAAAGAAACGAUUGAAUACCCUUGAUGGUCUUCAGCAUGAGUAUGGGAAACUUCCAAAAGGGCAGACUCACCCCUGGGAGGUUGCAUCAAGAUCAGCGAAUCGAACGAAAAACCGAUUCAAAAAUAUUGUGGCAUAUGAUCACUCAAGGGUUGUCCUUGAGGAGUUAGAAGAUGACCCAGAGUCUGGAUAUAUCAAUGCUUGCUAUAUAGAUGGCUACAACAAGAGUAACUUUUACAUUGCAAGUCAAGGACCGAAUAAUUCUUCUUUGAUUGAUUUCUGGCGUAUGAUUUGGCAAGAAAAUGUGACAUCUAUUGUGAUGUUAACCAAUAUCAUUGAGUCGGGCAAGGAGAAGUGCAAGAAAUAUUGGCCAGAAAACCGAGGUCACGUUGCAGAGUUUGGUGACCUCAACAUACUUCUUGAAGUCACUGAAAACUAUGCAGACUACAAGAUACGUUCCUUCAAAGUCUGGGAGGGGGAGAGUGAUGAUUUUCGACGUGUCAAACAAUACCAUUUCACCUCUUGGCCUGAUAUGGGUGUACCUCUUUAUGCGACUGCUGCCCUCAACUUUAUCAAGAAAAUCAAGCAGGAUAGGAAUCAAAGAGCCACUGCUCCCAUUUUGAUCCACUGCAGUGCUGGUGUUGGACGGACAGGAACGUACAUUGCCAUUGAUGCCAUGUUGGAUAUGAUCAAUAAGGAAAAGAAGGUUGAUGUCUUUAAUUUUUUGCGAAAAAUAAGGGAUCAGCGAAUCAAUAUGGUCCAGACACCUGAGCAGUAUGUGUUCAUAUAUGAUGCUCUAUUGGAGUAUUGUCUUUGUGGGGACACCGCAUUUAACACCAGUAACUUCCAAACACGCCUCUCACAACUGAAGCGUCUUAAUCCGCAGACAAAAAGGACCUACAUAGAGGAAGAGUUUAAGGUUUUACAACAUGUGACUCCUUAUCCUACUGCAGAUCAUUGCAAAGGUGGUCACAAGCCAGAAAACAUCAAAAAGAACCGUGUCUCAAACAUCAUACCAAUCGAUCGUAAUCGUCCCUUUUUGGUCACUGAGAGUUCUGCAGGAGGGAAUGAAUACGUCAAUGCAUCAUUUUUAGAUGGGUAUAGGCAGAAGGACAAGUUCAUAGCAACGCAGAUGCCGUUACCAAACACUGUAGGCGACAUGUGGCGCUUAAUUUUUGAUUGGAAUGUUCGUUCUGUCGUCAUGCUUAAUGACAUGGAUCCAGAUGACGCUUCAUGUGCUCAGUAUUGGAUAGAUACAGAAGGCAGUAGUGAGCAGUUUGGUCCUCUGGUUGUUAAAUUAGAAUCCAAACAGAAAAAAGGAGAUCACAUCACUAUCAGGCAGUUCAAAGUUAUCAACAAAAACAAAUCUGGCCAGAAAGCUUCUUGUAUCGUACAUCAGUACCAGGUUCAUGGAUGGAUGGUGAACCAGGACAUUCCCGAGAGAUCUACCACAUUAUUGGAGGUCCUGGAAUUGGUGGACAACAAUCAACAUGACUAUCACCAUGGCAACCAUCCUAUCUUAGUUCACUGCAUCAACGGUAUUGGUAGAAGCGGUAUCUACUGCACAGUAGUAGAAGUUGUAGAGAGGAUGAAACUGGAGAAUGUCAUCGAUGUUUUCCAAACGCUCAAAAAGCUACGCUCCAACAGACCAGGCUUAGUUCAGAAUGUUGACCAGUACAUCUUCUGCUAUGACAUCAUAUCCAACUACCUUGGAUGCUUUGAGACGUAUGCAAAUCCAAAUUCGUAAUUUUUUUUUAAU